UCCCUUAAGAAGUGAACAGAACAAUCAACUUUCUCUUGCUAACACGCGUUUAAAUUCUUAAUUCACAGGCGUUUAGAUUCUUAAUUACGUACAUAAUCACACACAAAUAACAAUAUGUUGAUGCAGAGGUUCAGAGCCACCACCAAGCUUAUGCCAUAUCUUUCUUCUGCAAACAAUGGUGCUUCUGUUGCAGCCCUUCAUCAUUCAUUAACAAAGAGGCCUUGCUUUGGAACUCUUUCACCUUCCUCGUUAUCCUUGCUUGGCAAUCACAAAGAUAAGGUUCCUCACUUGAUUCAAGCCGUGUCGGUUUCAACGAAUUCAUCCUCCGUUGCAAAACUAGCCGUGCCUGAAAAUGAAGUCGAACAGGUUGAGUUACUCACUGCAACUGAGGAUUUACAUGGAGGAGUUGUUGUUGACAUGACCGAACCUAUGGAUUCUGUGGUUUUUGCUUCUUUGCUUCAAGCUUCUAUAUCGCAUUGGAGGCAUAAGGGGAAGAGGGGCGUUUGGAUCAAAUUGCCUAUCGCACGGUCAAAUCUUGUUGAUGCCGCAGUUAAGGAAGGAUUUAGGUACCACCAUGCUGAAUCGGAUUAUUUAAUGCUCGUACGUUGGCUUCCCGAAACUGAGGACACCCUUCCUGCAAAUGCUUCGCACCGAGUAGGCAUUGGCGCUUUUGUCAUGAACAGUAAGAGAGAGAUACUUGUGGUUCAGGAGAUCAGUGGCAGAUUCAGAAAUACAGGUGUGUGGAAGUUGCCAACUGGGGCUGUUAAUGAGGGUGAGGAUAUUUGUAAAGCUGCAGUUAGAGAGGUCAAAGAAGAGACAGGAAUUGAUACAGAGUUCGUGGAGGUUUUAGCAUUUAGGCAAAGCCACAAGUCAUUCUUUCGAAAGUCAGAUUUGUUCUUUGUUUGCAUGCUGACCCCAAAAUCCUUCGACAUCCAAAAGCAGAACUCGGAGAUUGAGGCAGCCCAGUGGAUGCCAGUUGGGGACUAUGUAGCUCAACCCUUUGUUAAGAAAAACAAACUCUUUGACUACGUAGCAGAAAUAUGCUUGGCAAACUCAGACAAGGACUAUGGGUUUACUGCGCUGAGUACAACUACAUCCUCUGGAAAAAGAAGCUACUUGUACUAUAACAACCGGGAUAUGGAAAACACACAGGCUACCGGUGAUCCGCAGUAGAAACCUCGACCUAUACUCCAAUAACAUAUAUAGUUGUAACAGCAGUUACUGUGGAUUCCUAGCCAUCUGAAUAUUGCUUCCUGUAUAGAUUGAUGUCAUUUACCUUGCGUUAUGUAAUGAUAUGCUAAAUAACUUGUGUUCUAAGUCACAGAUAGGAUAUAUUCGUUCAUUUUUUUUUACUGCAAGCUGUAUUACUCUUGGGACUGUAGUUCAAGAACUUGCUAAUUGAUUUGAGUUCUCAACACUGUAUGUUGCAUUUGCUAUUUGCUUCAAUAUAAAAUACACAAGUUGUUUUUGUUGUA
This is a messenger RNA of Malus domestica (apple), 1475 nucleotides long. Its product is annotated as nudix hydrolase 2-like. Lineage: Eukaryota; Viridiplantae; Streptophyta; Magnoliopsida; Rosales; Rosaceae. Gene Ontology annotation, molecular function: ADP-ribose diphosphatase activity; NAD binding; NADH pyrophosphatase activity. The record is from RefSeq and is a predicted model, not a curated record.